UUUUUUUUUUUUUUUACUCGGCGGCAUUUAUUAAAGUGUGUCCCGAGACUUGAACGACUUGUUCUUAUCGAAGAGGCGGAGACAUAACUUAUUAGGAGGCACAUCGCCUCAACUCUUGUCGCCUGCAAACAUGAUGAUGAUGUCUUUGAACAGCAAGCAAGCUUUCAGCAUGCCUCACACCAGCCUGUCCGAGCCCAAGUACUCCAGUUUGCACUCCUCGUCCACAACGUUGACUUCCAGCGCCCCGUCUUCGUGCUCCUCCGCGUCCAGGAACAGCAUCAGCAUCAGCAUCAGUAGCAGCAGCAACCACAACUCUGGCGGCUCCGGCAGCUCGGAGGGGAUGCGCCGAGCCUGUCUCCCAACCCCACCGAGCAAUAUAUUCGGCGGCUUGGAUGAGAGUUUGCUGGCCCGCGCUGAAGCUCUGGCGGCUGUGGAUAUAGUCUCUCAGACCAAGAGCCACCCUCAUCCUCCUCAUCACAGCCCCUUUAAGCCGGACGCUACCUACCACACCAUGAACACUAUCCCGUGUACUUCUGCCGCUUCGUCUUCCUCCUCCGUGCCAAUAUCUCAUCCUUCUGCCCUGGCAGCACCUCACCAUCACCACCACCACCAUCACCAUCAUCACCCUCAGCCACACCAAGCUCUGGAGGGGGAACUUCUGGACCACAUUACCCCAGGGCUAGCGCUGGGGGCCAUGGCCGGGCCAGAUGGAUCUGUUGUCUCCACACCGGCUCACCCGGCGCACAUGGCAGGUAUGAACCCCAUGCACCAGGCAGCCCUCAAUAUGGCUCAUGCCCACGGACUGCCUUCGCACAUGGGCUGCAUGAGCGACGUGGACGCCGAUCCCAGGGACUUGGAAGCGUUCGCCGAGAGAUUCAAGCAGAGGCGGAUCAAGCUUGGGGUGACCCAGGCGGAUGUAGGGUCAGCCUUGGCUAACUUGAAGAUCCCGGGAGUGGGUUCCCUCAGUCAAAGCACCAUCUGCCGAUUUGAGUCCCUCACGUUGUCGCACAACAACAUGAUCGCCCUCAAACCCAUCUUACAAGCCUGGCUGGAAGAGGCGGAGAAAUCACACAGGGAAAAACUCAACAAGCCGGAGCUCUUCAACGGAGCCGAAAAGAAAAGGAAGCGCACCUCCAUAGCGGCCCCAGAGAAAAGAUCCCUGGAAGCUUACUUCGCCAUCCAGCCUCGUCCUUCAUCGGAGAAAAUCGCGGCCAUAGCAGAAAAACUGGACCUGAAAAAAAACGUGGUCCGUGUUUGGUUUUGUAAUCAGCGGCAAAAACAAAAGAGAAUGAAGUAUUCUGCAUGCGUGUGACGUUUUACAAAAACAGCGAAAAAAAAAAACCUGCCAAGAGACAGACAGGCGACAUGCGACAUUUGUAAAAUAAUUCUUAUCUCAUGUACUUUACUUUCAUGUUCGUCUGAGACCUGGACUUGUAAAAAACGAAUUUUUGUUUGUAUCCAAAGUGAGUAAAAAAAGCACUGAAAAAGGAAAAAAAAAAAACACUGAAAGAAUUCCAGAAAAAAAGAAAAAAAAAAUCGAAUACACACGUUGAACCCUUAAAGGACGUGGGAUCAUUUUUAAAGGAUUAAUUGUCAGAGCAAGUAAGACUAUUAGUUUCUUUCCCUUAUGCUUCCUCCUUUCUUUUUCCUUAUGAAAGAAAAAAA
This is a messenger RNA of Polypterus senegalus (gray bichir), 1665 nucleotides long. It is a transcript of the gene pou4f2, whose product is annotated as POU class 4 homeobox 2. The coding region runs from base 131 to 1312 and encodes 393 amino acids. NCBI's taxonomy places the organism in Eukaryota, Metazoa, Chordata, Cladistia, Polypteriformes, Polypteridae. Gene Ontology annotation, molecular function: RNA polymerase II cis-regulatory region sequence-specific DNA binding; DNA-binding transcription factor activity, RNA polymerase II-specific. The transcript has 2 exons. Gene Ontology annotation, biological process: regulation of transcription by RNA polymerase II. The record is from RefSeq and is a predicted model, not a curated record.